Paramecium pentaurelia is the source of this 867-nucleotide messenger RNA. NCBI's taxonomy places the organism in Eukaryota, Ciliophora, Oligohymenophorea, Peniculida, Parameciidae. The record is from the annotation of a GenBank genome assembly.
AAUGGAAUUAUUUGAUGUUAUAAGAGAUAUCGGUAUAUUUAUUUUAUAUAUAUUCAUAGGAUUGUUAUCUACUUAUGACUCUCAAUUUUAUGUUGCUUCAAUGAUUUUGAUAACUGAAUACUUGCAUCACUAAAAUAUUAUUUAUAGAGACAUCAAACCAGAAAACUUUAUGGUUGAUGAUAAAGGAUUUCUUAAAUUAAUUGAUUUAGGAACUGCUAAAAUUAUCAAAGGAAAAUAAGGAAUUAUUCGUACAUAUACAAUUAUUGGAACUCCUCAUUGUAAUUUAUUGAAAUUACAUUAUAGAUAUGGCUCCUGAAAUAAUCUGUGGUAAGGGUUACAAUUGUUUAGUGGAUUUGUGGUCUAUUGGCAUUUGUUUAUAUGAAUUUAUGUGUGGAAUGGUGCCUUUUGGAGAGGAAGCAGAGGAUCCUUAUGAAAUUUAUGAAGAAAUUAUUAAAAAAGAUAUUACCUAUCCAAAUUAUUUGAAAGACAAAAAAGCCAAAAAACUGAUGGAUUAGUAUUAAAAUUUAAUAAUUUUAGAUUACUUUCUCGUGUUCCUGAAGUCAGAUUGGGAGGUUCUUAUGCUUCCCUUAAGGGAAAUCCUUGGUUUGAGAACUUUGAUUGGGUAUAUGAAACUAUUAUAUCUUAGGAAAAAUUAUUGGAAAAAGAAAUAAAGACUCCUUAUUUACCACCCGCAGAUAAAUUAUUACCAGAAUUAGAAAUAAAAUCUCUAGAAUAAAAUGGCAAGAUGAUUGAGGAAGAAAUAAAAGUAUCUAAAUAUAUAUAUUUACUAAUUUAUAGUAAGAAUAAGCUGUAAGAUAGAUGGAUGGGCAAAAUUAAGGAGAUUAAGGAUGGGAAAAAGACUUUUGA